AAUAGGUACUACUUCUCAAAUAAGUAGUAUCAUCUAUCUUCUCAUUAUAAUAUAUUUUUUGGGAUCUACUUAUAAAGAUAUAGAGUUAUUGGUGGGAGUGAUUUAGUGCUUAUUAAGUACUAUUAUUAAAAAUUUAUAAACUAGUGAUAUGUACAAGUGAAACAGAGUUAAAUACUCAAAAUAAGAAUGCUCCAUUGCGGAUGCUGCACGAUUAAGCUACUAGAUAUUUUAGGAUAUUUUGGUUGUGAUUAGUGGUGGUGGCUCAAUGGGUGAGCAAAGAUAUUGAACUUGAAGUGACGUGGCCAGCUAUCUAUCGCUAACAAAAUAUCAACCCACAGCCACACUAACUACUAAAUAUCUAUUUCUCUUUCCUUUUUCACUUUUCCUCUCUUUUUCUUUCCACGUCAUUUCCCUUUUGCUAUCUUACGCCCCCAUUUUCACCCACUUUAUUCCUUCUCCUUCUUCCUUUUCAGCGCACGUUAGUCCCCACCAGCAUCCAUCGCAAAUUUUCCAAUCCCGCAAACCCCAUUUUCAUUUCCAGUUUUCUUCCUUUUGGGUCACCAAAAAAUUUGAUUUUUUUCUUAACUAUUAGAUUUUUCCAAGUCCUCUUUGAUUUUCCAAUUGUGAUUUUUUUUGGGAUAAAGUGGGUGAUGAUGAGAAUAGUUUAUGAAUUUCAAUUUCAUAGAUGUAAUUAAUUAAGGAUUUGGGUUAAAAAUUUGGUUUUGGAUGGAAGUUAGGUUGUUUUAGUAUUGAUUUGUGUUUAGUUUAGGGCAAAGGAGUUAAGAUGGAGAUUGAGGAACUUAUUGAUUUGAAUAGCAAAGAGAGUAAUUGUGGUGGAAAUAAUAGCAAGAAUGGUGAUGGAUUCAUUGAUAGGAGUAAAGUUAGGAUUUUGCUUUGUGAUAAUGAUUCCAAGAGUUCAGAAGAGGUUUUUACUCUUCUUUUGAAUUGCUCUUAUCAGGUUACGUCUGUAAGAUCAGCAAGGCAAGUUAUUGAUGCAUUGAAUGCGGAAGGGCAAUAUAUAGAUAUCAUACUAGCUGAAGUUGACCUUCCAACCAAAAAGGGCAUGAAGAUGUUGAAAUACAUAGCACGGGAUAAAGAAUUGCGCCGAAUCCCUAUUAUAAUGAUGUCUGCACAAGACGAGGUAUCAAUUGUUGUUAAGUGCUUAAGACUCGGAGCAGCAGAUUAUCUAGUAAAGCCUUUACGCACUAAUGAACUAUUGAAUUUGUGGACACACAUGUGGAGACGGAGACGGAUGCUUGGACUUACAGAGAACAACAUCUGUAGUUAUGAUUUUGAUAUGGUAGCAUCAGACCCAAGUGAUGCCAAUACAAACAGUACCACCUUGUUAUCUGAUGACACAGAUGACCGGUCCAAAAGAAGCACUAAUCCAGAGCCUGUAAUUCCAAUCCAACAAGAACAAGAGGCCAGUAGUGCCACUGCUGCUGCUUCUGCUGCUGCUGCUGCUUCUGUUAUUGAGGAGCUUCCAUAUGCUCGUGCAUCAGAAUAUCAGCCUGAUGUACCCGGAAUUAGUGAUCGGAGAACAGGUUCUUUAGGACAACAUCCACCAUGCAACAGAGUUACAGAUGGUAGCUUUGAUGGACAUUUUUCAUCAGGUCCAAAGAAGAGUGAACUAAGAAUUGGAGAGUCAUCAGCCUUUCUUACUUAUGUCAAAACAACAACCAAGAAGAGCAACUUUGAAGAGACUGCUCAUGUCGAUAAUAAUGGUACUUCACAAGCAAGGGUGGAAGAUAUGAUGAAUCAAGCAUGUUCUCAACAAGGGGGUAAUGACCUUAUAAGACAUGAAAAUGGAGAAAUGUUUGAAAGCCAUUCACAAGAUGACUUACCUAGAAGCAAUAGUAUCCCCGAUUCUUUCUCUGUUGACAGAUCAUGUACCCCACCUGCAUCAAUGGAGGUUUCACAGCAAAAUAAUUACAAUGAAGAACAUCCACAUGGGGUGGUUCAUCCAAGAAACGGAAGUUAUGGUUCUCAGCUCGACCAAUCAGGCAUGCAUGCCCAACAUGCUUAUCCAUAUUAUACACCAGGAGGUUUUAAUCAUGUUAUGAUGUCAUCAGCACAAAUGUAUCAAAAGAAUAUUCAGGACCUUCAGAGUCAUGUUAGUUCAUCUAUGAUUGCCCAGUACAAUAACGUUCCCCAAUGUCCACCUCAUGCAACUGGGAUGACACCGUUCCCGUAUUUUCCAAUGAGUAUUUGUUUACAAACUGGUCAGGUUUCUACAGGCCAUUCAUGGCCAUCAUUAGGAAGUUCAACUUCGUGUGAAGCAAACUUAAGAAAAGUUGAUAGGAGAGAAGCAGCAUUAAUGAAGUUUAGACAGAAAAGAAAAGAGCGAUGCUUUGAUAAGAAAAUUAGGUAUGUCAAUCGGAAACAACUUGCAGAAAGGCGACCUCGUGUUAGGGGACAGUUUGUGAGAAAGUUGAAUGGUAUUAACGUGGAUCUAAAUGGACAACCUGCUUCCACCGACUAUGAUAAUGAUGAGGAGGAGGAGGAUGAAAGCAAUGAUGUGAGAGAUUCCUCUCCUAAGGAUGCUUGAGAAGGUCAAUUUGCCUCUUUGGCCUAAGCGUGCAGGCACAAUGAAUUCUUCCCUGCACUAAAAUUGUCCUUUUCAGGACUUGCCUCUGAUCCUUGCUUUGAUGGAAAAUUAUUGUGUCACCAUAGUUGACGAGUGCGUGCCCUUGAUUCGACUUCGACCUUCAGGGAUGCUGAUUCAAUUCCAUUGCGCACCCUCAUCCUGUGGAGUUAAAACAAGCUCUUGCUUGGUCUCUUUUGAAUAUCACUUUUUCAAAUGAUUCAUUCUACUGAGCAGAAGAUGAACCUCCUGCUGGUUAUGUCCAAUGCGUUUAAAAGUUUCACACUUAUGUUUACUUGGAACUGUUUGGAGCAGGUUGUAGUUGUUCAUAAUUACAAAGAAUAUGUCAGACACCUUUAAAUUACUACGAGUUUUUGGUCGAACAAAAUUA
This is a messenger RNA of Trifolium pratense (red clover), 2975 nucleotides long. Its product is annotated as two-component response regulator-like APRR1. Lineage: Eukaryota; Viridiplantae; Streptophyta; Magnoliopsida; Fabales; Fabaceae. The transcript has 7 exons. Gene Ontology annotation, biological process: phosphorelay signal transduction system; cytokinin-activated signaling pathway. Gene Ontology annotation, molecular function: protein binding. The record is from RefSeq and is a predicted model, not a curated record. The coding region runs from base 785 to 2548 and encodes 587 amino acids.